CCCCGCAUGGCUUCAAUUACCGGACCGACUGCUACCAGCGAAGGUGCGCACAACGAGCCUGGAAACACCGGCUCAGGACGGCGCGGAGGAAGAGGAAGAGGGCGAGGCCCGCAAGCUGGAUCGUCACAACCAGGUAGCGAGAACACGAAUUCGAGAGGGCGUGGGAAAGGGCGGGGAGGACAGGCUCGAGGCAAUCGAGAUGGUGGCGGCGGUCGAGGUGGACGAUCGCAAGAGAAGGGCAAGGCGCCGGCAGUCAAUGCACCUGAAGGAGAGCAACCUCAGUCCGCCCUUGCGAAACCAAACCUCACUGCAGCUCCCAGCGAUGCCGACGCUGAGGAGGGAGAAGUCUGCUUUAUUUGCGCAUCACCGGUCCAGCAUCUCGCUGUCGCACCGUGCAACCAUCGGACCUGCCAUAUCUGUUCUCUGCGAUUACGAGCUCUAUACAAGACGAAGACAUGCGCACAUUGCCGAACCGAAUCAGACCACGUAAUCUUCACCGAUAACCCUACGAAGAAUUACGAAGAAUUUGCGCCUGGAGGUUUCUACAAAUCGGACGAUAAUCUGGGGAUACGGUUCGAAACCGCAGAGACUUUUGACGACACGCGUUUGCUGCUGCAAUACAACUGCCCCGAGGGUACAUGCGACGUGGCUUGUCUUGGAUGGCCAGACCUGCAUCGACACGUUAAAACUGCGCACGGUAAGGUUCUGUGUGAUCUGUGUUCACGGAACAAGAAGGUCUUUACGCACGAGCACGAGCUCUUCACUUUCGCCGAACUCAAACAACAUCAGAAAUUCGGCGACGACAACCCGGGAGCUAUAGAUCAGAGUGGAUUCAAGGGCCAUCCCGAGUGCGGUUUCUGCCGUCAGCGAUUCUACGGCGAUGACGAGCUAUUCAAGCACUGCAGAGAAAAACACGAGCGCUGUCACAUCUGUGAUCGCCGAAACGAGGGUAGAAACCCACAAUAUUUUGUCAAUUAUGACGCUCUGGAGCAACACUUCCGUAAAGACCAUUUCAUGUGUCCAGAUCGGGAGUGUUUGGAAAAGAAGUUCGUCGUCUUCGACUCGGAGAUGGAUCUUCAAGGACAUCAGAUCGAAGCCCACCCGAACGGAUUGACAAAGGAUGCGUUGCGUGAUGCUCGAAGGGUCAACAUGUCAGGAUUUGAUUUGCGUGGGUCACAGGAGCAAGAUACUGGAGGUAGAAGGGACGGCCGUGGACGGGACGGAGGUAGAGGGCGCGGAAGAGGAAGGGGAAGAGAUCCAAACUCGGAACCCAUACCUGCAUCAUCUGCUCAACCCAUGACUAGAGCUGAACUGGCAUACCAGCGAACGCAAGCGGCUCUACAGAAUGGGUCCACCGGACGAGCUUUCGGUGGGCAGCUUACGUCCGCUCCCACCCCAGGGGAAGCUUUUGCCGCUAGAGCUCCGUCUAAUGCUGAACCGCCUACCGUGUCAGUGCCUCGACCUGCUGGGACGACUGUCAACAAUGUAGCCAACAGUGUUGGUCAGAUGACACUGAACACGAACCCGGCACCGCAAACGCCUCAAGAUCAAGCGAGACUCUUACGCCACAAUGCCGUUACGGAGAGAGCUUCCAAUAUGCUCCGCAAUGACCAAGCCAAACUCCAAGAGUUCCGAACUCAAGUAUCAGCCUACCGCAACUCGAGAGUGACAGCAACCGAACUGAUCGAAGGCUUCUUCGCAGUUUUUGAUGCGAACACGGCCGAGAUUGGCAAGCUCGUGAAGGAACUGGCGGAGAUUUUUGAGAUACAAAGCAAACGCGAAGGACUUCUCAAGGCAUGGAGUGAUUGGAAAGCCAUCAAUGAAGACUACCCGUCGCUCCCCGGGGCAGCCAUGGAGCAAUCGCUGCGGGGCGGACCGGCGGCUCACGGUGGAUCGCGGGUGCUCAAACUCAAAAGUUCGACGGCACAAUCGUCUCGCUCUGCGGUCAACAAGCAGGCCAGCUGGAACUCGACGUCGUCCAACAGCCUUUUCCCUCCUUUGCCGGCAGCGGGACCCGCGAGCCGCAUAGGAGCGAAACCGGGACAGACACCGUGGGCGACAUCAUCAGCAUCUGCUGCAUCGAGCAGGCGGGUAUCGCCCAUGCCGUCUCGCACGGCAUCGUCGACGGCAGUCAAUCGGCCGAACAAUGCCGACUUGUUCCCUGCACUGCCCACGGCGCCCAAGCCGACCAGCACGAUCUUCAGCCCGGGAUACAACGGGUCUGGGAUCAGGCGAGAUAACAGCAGUCGCACGACGGCCGCCAAUGCAUGGACCGGAGGGGCGGCUGCUUCUUCGAAUGGCGGCGGCGGCAACACGACAGCGGACGAGGAGGGCAACGGCGGGGGUAAGAGGAAGGGCAACAAGAACAAGAAGCAGACGCUGUUCCAUUUUGGCUAA
Molecule: messenger RNA, 2397 nt
Organism: Periconia digitata
Lineage: Eukaryota; Fungi; Ascomycota; Dothideomycetes; Pleosporales; Periconiaceae
Source: the annotation of a GenBank genome assembly